Hordeum vulgare subsp. vulgare (domesticated barley) is the source of this 736-nucleotide messenger RNA. RefSeq names its product CASP-like protein 1C1. The record is from RefSeq and is a predicted model, not a curated record. The transcript is spliced from 3 exons. Bases 95 to 565 code for a protein of 156 amino acids. NCBI's taxonomy places the organism in Eukaryota, Viridiplantae, Streptophyta, Magnoliopsida, Poales, Poaceae.
CCACCCUUCUACAAGCUGCUCCGUGCAUGACACCGCGUUCUACCGAACAUAUUUCAGCAUAAACACAAGCGGUCAGCAUAGUGCAUAGACAACCAUGGCGAAAGCACGACGGUUCGUCGUCCUCGCGCUCAGGAUCACAACGGCGGCGGCCGCCGGCGUCGCGGCGAUAGUCAUGGCCACCAGCCACAAGACGACCACCGUCUUCGGCGUACAGGUGCAGGCCAAGUUCCAAUACACGCCGUCCUUCGUGUUCUUCGUGGCCGCCAACGUCGUCGCGUGCGCCUACAGCCUCCUCGCCAUCCUCGUGCCGCCGGCGAGCCCCGCCGCGAGGCACGUCCUCGUGGCCGACGCGGUGCUCGGCAUGGUGCUCACCGGCGCCGCGGCGGCAGCGGCUGCCAUAUCUGCCCUCGGGAAGAACGGGAACAGCCACGCCGGCUGGCAGCCGAUCUGCGGGCUAGUACGCACCUUCUGCGACCAUGUCACGGGGGCUCUCGCAUGUGGCUUCGUUGCGGUCGUCCUCCACUUACUCGUCGUUCUCCAUUCCAUUUACACCAUGAACACCUAGGGCGUGUUACCUUUUUGUGCCAUUUGCCGCUGAUUUUCUUGCGUGAAUGAAGAGAAUAAAUUCUAAUACGCGCGCUCUCAGUGACGCAGUUUGUGAUACUGUGAAAUUACUUGCAAAUUUUUAGACUUGAAAUGAUGCUAUUGCUUUGGUACAACUAAAGCUUCAUCGACC